This is a messenger RNA of Ylistrum balloti, 1113 nucleotides long. Its product is annotated as phospholipid phosphatase 3-like. Gene Ontology annotation, biological process: signal transduction; phospholipid metabolic process; phospholipid dephosphorylation. Lineage: Eukaryota; Metazoa; Mollusca; Bivalvia; Pectinida; Pectinidae. The transcript has 6 exons. The record is from RefSeq and is a predicted model, not a curated record. Gene Ontology annotation, molecular function: phosphatidate phosphatase activity. Bases 10 to 912 code for a protein of 300 amino acids.
GACGUCAAGAUGAAGAUCUCACCGAAGUGUGAGGCCUCGUACGCAUGUUCGAAAAGGAACAUAUUUACGGUUACAGUGGAUGUAAUUCUGGUUGGAAGUGUUGCACUGUGUGCAGGCCUUGUCCAUCAGUUCAUGACUCCGUUUCGCCGUGGAUUUUACUGUGACGAUGAAAGUAUCAGUUACCCUUUUCACAAAUCAACUAUACCAUCUACAGCUCUCUACGUUGUAGGGUUUGGACUUAACUUUUUGUUGUUUUUAAUUGUUGAGGCUCUGUGGAUACCUAAAAACAAUACUAAUGGGAAAGCAGUAUCAACUUCAACAGUAGAUGACAAUGAAAAUCAUGACGCCCAUAGUAGUUCUCCUUCAAAGUUAACUUUGUACCUCUGUGCUGUGUACAACAUAGUUUUGCCAUUUAUGUUUGGAGCUGCGAUGGAGUUUCUGGCACGUGGCUUAUCCAAGUAUUCACUUGGGAGACUUCGCCCUCAUUUCCUCUCAGUGUGCCGGCCUGACCCAAGCACUUAUAACUGCAGUAUGGGAUACAUAGAGGAAUAUAAGUGUACAGGAGAUGUUGAUGUCAUUUACCAAGCAAGGUUGUCUUUCCCCUCUGGUCAUGCAUCUUUUUCGGUCUACAGUAUGCUGUUUUUAAUUCUGUACAUUCAGGCUCGUCUGCAGUUUAGAAACGCAGUUAUUCUCCGCCCCUGGUUUCAGUUGAUCUUGUUCCUAAUGGCAUUUUAUACAUGUAUUUCCCGUGUGUUUGACAACAAGCAUCACUGGAGUGAUGUGUUGGCAGGGGCCAUCUGGGGAAUUCUCGUAGCUCUGUUUGUGGUGUUCAAAGUGUCAAGUCUUUUCCCAAGAUCAAGAUAUCUCAGCUCCUCUUCAACAUUCCUUCACACCGUAACAAUGAAACUCUGAUAUUACAAUCACUAUCAAACACUUUAUUCCAGAAAUCAUUUUACACAUUUCAAACUUGGAAUAAUUUUAUUACCUGGAUUUUCAACAUUUUACCAUACCUGACUGUGUAAGAUAAAAACUGUCUCAUAUGCAAUACAGAUGUUGCGAGAAUGGUAUGAUAAAGAGGAAUUGUGGAUAUUUGGAUUGCCAUUUUGAAUAAAA